Trematosphaeria pertusa is the source of this 2037-nucleotide messenger RNA. RefSeq lists its product as uncharacterized. Gene Ontology annotation, molecular function: metal ion transmembrane transporter activity. Gene Ontology annotation, cellular component: membrane. The record is from RefSeq and is a predicted model, not a curated record. The transcript has 9 exons. Gene Ontology annotation, biological process: transmembrane transport; metal ion transport. The coding region runs from base 1 to 2037 and encodes 678 amino acids. NCBI's taxonomy places the organism in Eukaryota, Fungi, Ascomycota, Dothideomycetes, Pleosporales, Trematosphaeriaceae.
AUGUCAGACAACGGUGAACUCGACCAAACCGGAGACAGCUGGAAACAUGACCAUAUGAGGAACGGCUGUCCGUACACGCCAAACCCUGAGUUCGUGCACGGUGGAAGCUUUUGGAAGAACCUGAAGCGUGUAGUCUCGCAGACAGAAAAUCGGCAGGAUAUACCGUUGCUGAGGAUUAGAGAGUGGAAUGGAAAGGCCCUUUUGAACCAUCGCGGCAAAACGAGUGAGGACGUGGAACGAUAUCUCGAAGAGAUUGCCGACCAGCGGCAAGAGAAGGCACAGAAUCAGUCUUGGGACGGGAAAGUCAAAUGGAUCCAUGUUCCUGGAAACGAUAUGGGGGCGUGUCUGAGAGUACUCAUGUCUCUGUGUCACAUAGCAAAGCCACAGCUUGAGUUACUGCUUUGCAAACUGCACUGGUGGGAUCAGUUGAAUGUACCCUGGGAUAUGUUGCCAUGGGAGGAUGGCUCGCCCGACACGGCGCCGACAAAUGGGUCGGACACUGAUGAAACCCAGGAGUCUUACAAAUCGGGGAGUCAGUCUCAAACAUCAGGAGAGAUGGUCGAUUCUUGGGAACACAAGCCGGUUGAGGCAUUGUUCAUGGAUGCCGCCGCGUUCCAUGUUGACUUCGACUUGAUAGCUGGCCAAAAGGGUCUUGACAGGGGGAAUCGACGCGCUUCAGAGAAUAAUGAAAUCCGCGCCAAGAAAUCUAGCACCCUUUCGAGCACAGUUCUAUACAUGCCGUACCUACACUACGACUCCCUGAAGAAACAUAUGGAUGAGCUAGAGGAGCGGCAGAAAUAUCCAUCCGACUGGGCUCACCAUCCGCGCCGGAGCUUGGACGAGGCAGCUGAUCGGUUUUUCACGUACAGGAGUCUCGCUGAGCGCAACAACGACCAGGUCGUCACCAGGUACCUCCGCAAUCCCCGAAAUAGAAAUGCCCUGGGCGGCAAAGAGCCAGUGGGUGGACCAACCCUUAUGGUCGUGGAUCAGCUCUGGCUGUGGAUACUAGAUAAAGAUACUCUCGUGACGUGCUUUCCCGGCGACAAAUGCAAGGAGGCCCAUAAUAAAUGCAAGGAGGCCCACAAGAAAUGCCCGAAGCUAAACCUGGAGUGUCUCGUAAUGGAUCAAAUCAGGAGGAAGUGUUGUGAUGGAAGGCUUGAUGCGGAGCGCCUUGCGUCCCAUCUCAUUUACAGAAGCUACUCGAUCUUCACCCACCGCCACUUGAGAGACCCGACUCUCCGCUUUAUCGAAAUCUUCGAGAAAUCAAUCUCGGAGCAGAGAGCAAACAGCACGGAUCUCUUUCGAGCUCUGGAGGUAAAAAAGAAGUCAGGCUCAUUGUUUAGCAGGCGUUCUCCCGACUCGCACAAAGACCAAGACAUAGAUGGAACUUGCCCCGAGGGAGAUGCGACAAGGAAGUCGCGCCGUAGACGACGAAAAGAUGUUUUCAACCUGCAAGAAGAUAUCGAGGCAGUUGGGCAGGUUCGUGACAUAGAUGAGGAGCUGCACAUCAUGAUGCGCAUUGUGGAACUUCAGAUGAGUGCACUGGAAAGAACUGGCCUGCCCAAGUGGGAGGAGAACUGGAAAGAAGACCUCGAGAAGUUCAAAGGGCGUCUGGAGGGACUGUCUGCCCAGACAAAGGACAUCAAUGGGUUGCUCGUUCAAACUCUAGGACUGAAACAAGCCCAGCUCAGCGUACGCCAGAACGAAAUCGUCCUCUUAUUCACCGUCGUUACCAUAGUCUUCCUCCCUCUAGGCUUCAUGAGUUCUAUUUUCGGCAUGAAUGCAGCGGAACUCAGCGACGGCUCUCCAGUGGGCCUCCGCAGAAUCUUCACCUACAUGUUUCCGAUAGGAGUCUUCGUGUCAGUCGUGGCUCUCGCUUGGGCGUUUGAACCUGAUAUUGCGGAUGGCAUUAGCAUAUUGAAAGCGCUUUGGCAUGGCUGGAGGAAGGAUAAGGGAAAGGAACACGAAGGCAAGAAGAGUGCGUGGAGCUUUGGGAGAAAGAGAAAGGGAAGUCGCAAGGAGGAUCCAUACCCAUAA